Messenger RNA from Lottia gigantea (owl limpet), 1062 nucleotides. RefSeq lists its product as hypothetical. The transcript has a single exon. Lineage: Eukaryota; Metazoa; Mollusca; Gastropoda; Lottiidae. The coding region runs from base 1 to 1062 and encodes 353 amino acids. The record is from RefSeq and is a predicted model, not a curated record.
AUGUCGUUGCCAUACGUCGUUUCUGUGGUAGGAAACGCUAUGAAACAACGUGCUCCAUUUAAAAGUCUGAUUCUGACUAAUAUGAAACAGUGUGUUUCGAAUGUCGGACUCAGAAAUACAAAUAGAUUAUGUAGAUGUGAAACAACUAAUUUUUAUGCAACACAUGUUCGCGAUAAACGUCUCUCCUUGAAUUCCUCUGACUCUGACUUGCAGGCGAACUCCUUCGAGUCCUUUCGUUGUUAUUCACUGGACAGUGCAGAAUUUGACAGAGAACAAGCCGAAAACGAGAAACUGCCAGACAGUCACGGUCCAGUUCGAAUGACAAUAACAGAAGAAGGCAAGCUUCAAGUCAAUACAACAGUUAAUGAUGUUGUUAACAAUAAUAAUAAUAAUAAUUUGGAGAAGUCAGUAAAAUCCAAGCUAAAGGAAUUAAUUAAUGAAAAUCAAAUUGAAUGUGCGACAGAAUUUCUUGAAUUAACUGUCAAAUUGUUAAUAAAAAAACUUAGUAGAAAUGGCUCUGUGGAAAGUCUUCUGCAUUUGCAACAUUUUCUUUUGGACAAUAACCUUUACAGUUGCAAUGAAAUACAUUUCUUGAAAAGUUUAAGGACUGUCUUUCAUGAAAGUGGCAGAAUUAAAGAUGCUAUACACUAUUUACGAACUUUAUGUAAAAAUAACCAAGAUUAUUCAAAGUUUCAGAAUAUUUUUAUGUGUCUAACACCCAUGAUUUUAAAGAAAUUUCCCCAAUUUCAAAGUGACAUAGUUUCAAUUGUGAACGAAUAUAAAGUCUCGCGGUUUCCCCAACUUGAAAGGGAAUUGUGGAAAUGCUUCAUUCUUUCUGAGAACUUCAAGGAAGCUGAGAAUUAUAUGAAAGAAAUCCAGAACAUAAAAGGAGACUUGCCAAAGUUAUUCGAGGAUAUAAAUUCUAUCAUUAGAAACUCAAAUGGAAUUGAAGAUCAAGAACAAGUUAGGAGAUAUUUACUAAUAGCUGGAGAAGAUUGGGGGCUGAAAAAGUGGUUUUUAUUGGUAAUCUAUGAGAAUUAUCUUGUUAGUUUGUGUGAGUAA